AUGGCAACUGUACCAGUCAAGGACAACGGCGGCGGACGUUAUGGUAUUCGUCUAAGUGAGAGCAAUGCUCUAAAGGUUCCAUCGGAUGAACCCGAGGGUUACGUUACUAUUCCACCAAUUCAGUACUGCUUAAAAAUGCGCACAUUCCUGGUAUUACUAGUUUUACUGCCAUCGGUAUUGUCGAAGCAAAAGGUUGAGAGAAAGGAUUUCAUGGUCAAAAAAGGAAAUACGGAAGUCUUUGAUGAAACAGUGAAGACGAAUCCGCGAUCUUUCGAUUAUGAUUUCACCGACGAUCUGAGACACGAAGCUAAUAAGAACGACGCAUACGACGAACAUGUUGGAUUUCUACCAGCUUUCGACGUUUUUAAACGUGGCGAGAAUCAAGGUGUUACUGGAGUGCCAGUCGUCACGAGGGGUGUUCAUACAUGGUCGACACCGGCACCCAUUCAGGAUUCAUUCCCUUACCUGACAAGGAGCACACCAUUUGCAAGACGGGUUACACCGACACCAUCUGCCGAAAGUGACUUUAGCAUUGAUAGACAACCAGUUAUGCUACAAGCUGACGAGGUGAAAAGAUUGAGGGAACUACUGAUUGGAGCCCCAGGAGCAGCGGAUGUGAUGAUGAAAUCCAGCAAAUUCAAUACCAACACCCCAAUCAUUAUUAACCAUCAGUCAAGAGCUGAAGUUAAGGAAGUAAAGAAGUUGAAUGAGCCUGCGGCUAAGAUGCCGACACCUGGAGAGCUCGUGAUCAAAGUUACCGCUCCAACUACUUCUGAAGCUCCAACAACGGCGUCCCCUACUUCUGAAACCGCAAAGUUCACCGUACUACCGAAAAAGAAAUUGACGCCGACUGGGUUCCCGAAAUUUGUCUCCACCACUGCUAAAACCACGACUGCAGUUCCGCUACCAUCGUCCUCUAAAAUUACAAAGAAACCCACACCACUGAAGAAGAAACUGACAACGGCCUCUUCACCAACAGAAGGAGCAACUUCAACAGCAGCUGCAUCAGUUGCUACCACGGAGAAAACAUCACCCACAACAGUAACGUCGACUACGCAGAUAACCACAACAGAAGCAACACAGCGACCAACGGUGCGUCGAAGUCGAAUUGGCCGAAUCCUUCCACAACACCUACCUAUACAACCAGAACCCGUUUUCAAGUUCGCCACAGUCAUGGGAGUACGAAAGCAGAGAAUCGGUACAACGGUUUCACCACGACCAGGAGGAAUUUGGCGACGUGGAGGAGUUAUUCUUGAAGAUACCACAACAACGACUAUGACGUCUACCACUAAUAAACCUACCAUUGCUUACCUCAAAGAUGGUCAAUCAGCUGUUCACCACAUCGAUGAAAAGAGAGUUAAAGCGGAAACGAAGCGUUCAUCACUCAAACCAACCCAUUUCAUCGUUGAAAGGCCAUCGUCAACUCCUUCUCUGAGCAUCAGCGCAUCAACGCCGAGUCCUCCCAAGGGUAGCACGGUAGCACCAAAGCCUGUCAUUAUUCAGCAAGGAACGGAAAAAUACAGAGGACCAACAUUCAAUUGCCGAAUUUUGAAUCCAUUCCAAGAUGGCGCUCCAUCGGUGAAUCACGAUCCGACAUGUACGAUGUCAUCUCCUGGAGUUUCAAAGGAUGGCUCAUGCCGAUGCUUUUUCACGUUCACUUUCGAUUUCAGUAGGAUUUCUAAAGAGUUCUAUGAAAGUAGGCAUUCCUUAAUGGACAAGGAAUGCGUCACCUAA
Molecule: messenger RNA, 1734 nt
Organism: Haemonchus placei
Lineage: Eukaryota; Metazoa; Nematoda; Chromadorea; Rhabditida; Trichostrongylidae
Source: the annotation of a GenBank genome assembly